Malus domestica (apple) is the source of this 1746-nucleotide messenger RNA. RefSeq lists its product as uncharacterized. Gene Ontology annotation, molecular function: protein tag activity; ubiquitin protein ligase binding. Gene Ontology annotation, cellular component: nucleus; cytoplasm. The record is from RefSeq and is a predicted model, not a curated record. NCBI's taxonomy places the organism in Eukaryota, Viridiplantae, Streptophyta, Magnoliopsida, Rosales, Rosaceae. Gene Ontology annotation, biological process: modification-dependent protein catabolic process; protein ubiquitination.
AUGAAGUUCAGACCCUACGACAUACUGGUCAAGAAAACGUCCGACAGAGAUAUCAUUAUGUUCAAAUUGAAGAGUUCAGAUACUAUCAAGCAUCUCAAGGCCAUGAUCCAGUGCGUGGAAGGCGUGCCGGUGGAGCGACAAACCCUAGUUUACAAUGGCAAAGUGCUGGAUCGUGACAACGAAACCCUAGCAGCGUGCAAUGUUGAAAGCUGGUCUACUGUUCAUGCAAUCUUUUGUUCUGAGAAAAUCAAUCCCAAAGUUGAUGGUGUGAGUAUCCAUGUCAAGGUGCCGGGCUGGGGACCUGUUUUGGUGGACAUAAAACCGUGGUUUACUGGCCGGGAGAUUAAGGCGGUGACAGAGAGCGUGGUAGGGUUUGGUUUGGACGAUUUCGUGGUGAGCCACGGUGAGGAGUUUGUAGAGGAUUGCACGAGGAUUAGUGAGUGCAAUCUCAAUAAGAACCUUUGUUUUACGUUGUUGCCGGUAGGGAAUAGAUUUCCGAUUAUCGCCCGUGGUUGCGGUUGGGAAGAAUUGAUAUCGGUGAGUGAAUUGGAUACCGUUCGUGAUUUGAAGGAGAUUGCUGGAAAGUUUGCUGAAGUGCAACUUGACAAACUAUGGCUUUUUCAUGGUGGCCAUAUGGCUUAUCUUGAUGAUGAUGAGAAAACCCUAGGGUUUUACCAUGUGAACAAGAGAUCAACGAUUUGGGUGUUCGGUUCUUCUUCGAAACUGUCCAUCAAAAUGCCGCAGGUUGGAGAAACGAUCGCGCUUAGCAUCUACAAGGUCAGUUCCAUAAUGGACAUCAAGCAAUAUAUUUGUGAGAAGAUGGGGAUCCCAUGUACAAGUCAGAAACUUUUUUACAAGGGGCAGUUGCUUGAUGAGGCUGAGUGCCUGAAAACCUACAACAUGGAAAGGAAUUGUGUUGUUUAUGCAGUUUUUCGGUGUGGCGAUCAAGCUGAAGAAGUUGAAGAAACAAGUUUAACAUUUCGGAAGACACAGAGAAACUCGAAAGAAUACCUGGUGAGGCACUCCCAUUUCCAAGAACCGGAAAGAAAACCAGACCCAAAACCAGUGUACGAUGAGGAUUCAUUUGAAAUCAAGUUAAGUUCUUCGCAUACGAUUUAUGAUGUCAAGGUAAUAGUUGAGAGCAUGCUAGACCUCCCAAUUAGUGACCAACAACCAUACUGUCACGGCGAAACGCUAAACGAUUGGGAAGUCAUAUCGGAUUGCAACGUUACAAAUUGGUACUUUUCCAGCUCUCCAUUAACAAUCUACGUCCGAACACCCGAUGUUACCGCACUGGGACUUCCAGCUAAGAGUUCGGACAUCAUUGACGAUGUUUGGAUCCCCCCACCAAUGAUUGAAGAAGUUAACGGGCAGCCAUGUCUCUUCCUUGAUGGCACUCGCCUCAUGGGCACAAAAACACUAGCUCAGUACGGCAUACAGUCAGGUGCGGAUUUAUUGUUAGACUGUUUGGUGCAGAUCAACGUGACGGGGCCAGACGGUACAAUCACUAAGGUGGAUGUGAACCCUUCUCACAUAAUCAAGGCAGUGAAAGAGAAGAUUGAAGAAAUAUGUGGCAUCCCAUAUGGGAUACAAAGCCUUACUUAUGGUGACGAGGAACUUGACGACAACAUGACUAUUGGGCAGUAUGAGGCGCUGUUCGGCAGUCUAUGGGCGCUAAGGUGGAAGUUUUCUCGUAGUUCUUGGUCGUUCUUUUGGCCUUCAACAAUGCACUGCACUGCUGACUAG